AUGAAUAUUCUGGAAUGGGCUUUCGGGAAGCGCAUGACGCCCGCCGAGCGUCUGCGCAAGAACCAGCGCAUGCUCGACAAAGCCAUCCGCGAACUUGACCAAGUGCGGGUCAAGCUUGAGAAGCAGGAGAAGACGCUCGUCAACCAGAUCAAACAGAGCGCCCAGAAGGGUCAGAUGGGUGCCGCUAAGAUUCAGGCGAAGGACUUGGUGCGCACAAGGAGAUACGUCGAAAAGUUCUACGGCAUGCGAAGUCAACUGCAGAAGAUAUCACUGCGACUCCAGACCCAUCGAACGAACGAACAAAUGAUGCAAGCCAUGAAGGGUGCGACCGUGGCCCUGGGCAGCAUGAACCGAUCCAUGAACCUGCCCGCCCUACAGCGCAUCGCCAUGGAAUUCGAGAGGGAGAACGAUGUAAUGGAACAGAGGCAAGAGAUGAUGGAUGAUGCGAUUGACGAUGCCAUGGAUGUCGGUAUAGAAGAGGAGGGUGACGAGGUCGUCGAGCAAGUCCUGGAGGAGAUCGGUGUGGAUCUCAACCAAGCAUUUGGGGAAACGCCUACCGGGUUGCAGGCCGACAAAGUUCCCGAGGGGAGAAUUGCUCAGGCCAUCGGCGGCGGCGGUGGUGGAGCCGCUGACCCAGGUGAUGACGACCUUCAAGCGCGACUUGAUAGUCUGCGCAAGUAA
Pseudomassariella vexata is the source of this 681-nucleotide messenger RNA. RefSeq names its product Snf7-domain-containing protein. The transcript is spliced from 4 exons. Lineage: Eukaryota; Fungi; Ascomycota; Sordariomycetes; Amphisphaeriales; Pseudomassariaceae. Gene Ontology annotation, cellular component: multivesicular body; ESCRT III complex. The record is from RefSeq and is a predicted model, not a curated record. Bases 1 to 681 code for a protein of 226 amino acids. Gene Ontology annotation, biological process: endosome transport via multivesicular body sorting pathway; protein transport; late endosome to vacuole transport.